Molecule: messenger RNA, 1204 nt
Organism: Lentinula edodes (shiitake mushroom)
Lineage: Eukaryota; Fungi; Basidiomycota; Agaricomycetes; Agaricales; Omphalotaceae
Exons: 4
Coding region: 123-1019 (298 amino acids)
Source: RefSeq, a predicted model, not a curated record
CCCAAACGAAGGAUUUUCAUCGUCGAUAUCGUCAGAAUCACCUCUUUUCCGUUUUAGAUUGUUCAUCUAGCGAUCAUUAAUUUUACUGGUUCUUGAGCUUGAAUGUCCCCUUCUUUGGAAUCAUGGUUGAAGAUGACAUUGAACCAGAGGCGCUUCAAGCUCAAAUCGACCUUUCUAUGUCAGUUACGAAUGACCUCGUUUCCUCAUGGAUGAAGCCUUCAAACAAACCGAAAACACUCUAUAACCAGACAUUAGAGGCAGAGCUCAAGGAAUAUAUGCGUAGACCGCCGAGACUUGGUGUCGGAGCUUCCAUCCCAGAGUCCACCUCUGUUUCUUCUCGAGAAACGGCACGCUUAAAAGGAAGUCUGGUCGGUAAAGGCAAGAAGCGCGCCAGAGAAGAUGAAGGAGACUCGUCCAGUAAGCUAUCAGACGAUGAAGGAGAGAGUAGAGCAGGCGCGAUUCGGAAGAAGACUGUACCCAAUCCUUUCACUAUGCCGACACCCAAGAAGAAGAAACUGUCUCAGGUCGGGGGUACUAUGAAUGUUAACAGUGGAUCUAUUGUUAAGCCCCCAGGCAACGCUGGCGGGGAUAUCAAAGACCACACAUCGCUCGCGCAAGUGAUGGAACCCAUCCCUCAGUCUCAUGUCGGUCAGGACAAGAAAAAACAGGAUACUACAGACUCUUGCCCUCCCAUACUGGUGAGAAAACAGAAAGACUCUAUGACUGAAAAAACUUCACCCGACUCAUCGAACCAGACUGCCCCAAGUCCUCCCUCAUCACCUGUUCCAAAAAAAACACAUAGCCAUGGACCAAAUUCAUCUCAGUCGGACGCAACACACACCGUGUUAAAUCUCAAUGGUCCUGUUGGGGAUCCAGGAGACAAUUCUGAAUCUGACGAGGUGGGUGCAUCGCCAUCGAAACCCAAAAAGAAGCGUAAGAAACGGAAGAAAAAGAAGAAGGCGCAGAUUAUUGGAACGGGAGAAGUUCUGACAUCAGAAGUGUCGACACCCAAUUCAUGACUGCCUUUUUUUGGUGUUUUUGGCUAUGUCUAGUAACUUUCUUACUGUGCCUGAUGGCUUCCACGUUGCGAUUAGUGACUCUGAGGGCAAGUGUUUUGUUGUCGGAGAUCAUUAUAUUUGUCGGAGACUGGAGUGUACAUGCCUUCAAUUGUUUGAAUCCAUAUGAACGAGAUUUCAUUAGCAAA